AUGCCAAGGAGCGGGGACAAAGCAGCGGCAGAGGGGGAUAAGGAGGACAAGCAGCAGCAACAGACGCUGCCCCUCAUCGGCUCCGGAUGUGAAAAAGUGAACGUCUGCAAAGAAGCGGAGAACCCAUAUUUGUGCAGCGACGAGUGUGAUGCCUCCAACCCAGACUUGGCUCACCCUCCUCAGCUGAUGCAGGACCGUGAACGCAAUGGCCUCAUCACCUACUGGCAGACGGUGACCUGGGGUCGACAUCCAGAGCCCCUACUCGCCAACAUCACCAUGUCUUGGAACAAGAGUCUGGAGCUCACAGACGACAUCCAGAUCACGUUUGAAUAUGGCCGUCCCACAAUCAUGGUUCUGGAUAAGUCCAUGGACCACGGGCGCUCCUGGCAGCCCUACCAGUUCUACGCCGAUGACUGCCAAGACGCCUUCAACAUGCAGCCCAAACGAGUGCGUGACCUCUCACCCACAAACCUGACACGGGUCAUUUGCACUGAGCAGUACUCGCGCUGGGUCGGCUCCAAGAACGAUAAGAACGUGAAGUUCGAGGUGAGGGAGCGCUUUGCUCUGUUUGCAGGCCCCCGUCUGCAGAACAUGGACAACCUGUACACCCGCAUGGAAAGUAUGAAGGGACUGAGGGACUUCUUUACCUUCACCAACCUGAGGAUGAGGCUGCUACGGCCUGCACUCGGAGGCACCUACGUCCAGAGAGACAAUCUGCUCAAGUACUUCUACGCAAUCUCCAACAUUGAGGUUCCUGCCAGGUGAGGAGUAAAUGUUUUCUUGCUUGU
Poecilia reticulata (guppy) is the source of this 788-nucleotide messenger RNA. Lineage: Eukaryota; Metazoa; Chordata; Actinopteri; Cyprinodontiformes; Poeciliidae. The record is from RefSeq and is a predicted model, not a curated record.